GGAGAAAAAAAAUCAGAGUAAUUAUCAGAAGAGGAGAAGCGCACCUGACGAACAUAGAGUCGAUAAACCCAAAGCUUAGAUGAACGGUAAGUUGACUUCGUUCCGAAAUUGACCCAAUAAUCUCUUGACACGUCAAAGGUUACUGCAUCCGUGUAAUCCAUACCCUGAACCGGCACCUUCUCUGUCUCCCCCCCUCAUCGAAAACCUAAAUCGAUCGUCACCGCCUCCGACCAACAUCUCCCGGCGGCGAACACUCCCCGGAAAAACAUCGACACUGUUUAGUCUCUGCGAGAAAAUGAGACGGCGAAGUUGGACGUCUCAAUUUUUGGAAACCCGAUUUGAUGAUUAAAAGAACCCUCCAUUGUUUUUUCUUUUCCAACGAGUGAUGCUAAAGCCAUGAAAAGUGGAUUUCAGGAUUGAUAAUGGCGUAGCUUCUGAGAUGAUGAUGGGGGAUCCAGUCGAGCUAGAGGUUACCACGGUCGAGAACCAUAAUGAAAUGGGCGAGAGCUCUGGUCAAGCAAUGAUUGAGCAAGAUGAUGAAAACCAUAAUGAAGUAGGUGAGAAUUCUGGUCAUCAAGAAAUGCUUGAACAAGAUGAGAAGGUAGAUCCGGAUUCUAUCUCUCUGGCAGCUCCAGAUAUGGUGGAGGUUCAAGCGGAUGAGCCUUAUGUUGGGCAGGAGUUUGAGUCUGAAGCAGCAGCACAUGGGUUUUAUAAUGCUUAUGCUACAAAAGUAGGGUUCGUUAUCCGUGUUAGCAAACUGUCACGGUCAAGGCAUGAUGGAUCUCCCAUAGGGAGGCAACUUGUUUGUAACAAGGAAGGCUACAGGUUGCCUAGCAAGCGAGACAAGGUUAUUAGACAAAGAGCGGAGACAAGGGUUGGAUGUAGAGCAAUGAUCUUGAUUCGAAAAGAAAACUCUGGUAAAUGGGUUAUUACAAAGUUUGUCAAGGAGCACAAUCAUCCCUUGAUGCCUGGAAGGGUUCGAAGGGGUUGCAUCUAUGAUCAAUAUCCGAACGAGCAUGACAAAAUCCAGGAGCUGAUGCAGCAGCUAGCUGCAGAGAAAAAGAGAGCCGCUACUUACAAAAAGCACCUGGAGUUGCUCUUUGAACAGAUUGAACAGCACAACGAAAGCCUUACUAAGAGAAUCCAACACAUAGUAGACAAUGUGAGGGAUCUGGAACAGAGAGAUCAUCAACAGAACCCAGUAUAGUCUUUUUCUUUUCUUUUUUUUUGUCUCAGGUUUUUCCUUGUUCAUUUUUCACCAGUUUGAUUUAGGAGAUAGAUCUUCUCUUCUUUAUUCCCAUUUUCUCUCUUUUAAUAAAGAUUUUUCUUGUCUAAAAACAAAAGAGCUUGCAAUUGCCUUUAACAGAGUUUACACA
Messenger RNA from Eutrema salsugineum, 1376 nucleotides. RefSeq names its product protein FAR1-RELATED SEQUENCE 5. The record is from RefSeq and is a predicted model, not a curated record. The coding region runs from base 440 to 1207 and encodes 255 amino acids. The transcript is spliced from 4 exons. NCBI's taxonomy places the organism in Eukaryota, Viridiplantae, Streptophyta, Magnoliopsida, Brassicales, Brassicaceae.